AUGGCUCUGUUUUUCACUGUUGCUCUCCUGGCUAUGGCAUUGCCUUCCAUGGCAUUUGACAUGGGUCAGUCCACUCGUUGUGUCGCCAUCCCAAAUCAGAUGAAAGUCUGCAAAGACGUUGGAUACUCCGAGAUGCGACUGCCUAACUUCUUGGGUCACACCAACCUGGAAGCUGAGGUGGUGCCACGUUCAGAGGAAUGGAUGCCCCUGCUGCAGACAGGAUGCCACCCUCAAGCCCAGGUCUUCCUCUGCUCCCUCAUUGCCCCCAUUUGUCUUGAUACUUUUAUCCAGCCAUGCCGUAGUCUGUGUGUGGCAGUGAGGGACAGCUGUGCCCCGGUGCUCGCCUGCCAGGGUCAGCCCUGGCCCGAGGCACUCGAUUGUGAUCGCUUUCCUGCCCAGGAAGACAUGUGCCUUUCUCCCCACUCUAAAUCUAGCCACAUUGCCAAAGACUUACCAAAACCUGCCUGCCAAAACUGUCCAUCAGUGGAAGAGUCUCCUGAAAUGAAAACAGUCCUGGAUGCUUUUUGCCUGCAUGACUUCGCUGUGACUGCCAAAAUCCAUCGACGUCGCAUCCCUUUGGGAGAGCCAGAAUUUGAGGUUGAAGGCCAUGUUGAGUUUAUCCGCCAGGGGCCUCUGCUGCCUUAUGACACCCAGCACCUACUGCAGCAGUGGCUCCUCAUAAACCUGCAAUGUGCCAAUACCCUAGUGCGCCCAGGACGAUCACAGCUUUACGUGCUGACUGGUUUUGUGCAGAAGGACGGCAACCUCGCUCUCACCCGUCUCUUCCCUUGGCACAAAAAAGACACAAACAUGGCAGGGGCCACUCGCAAGUGGAAGCAUCACAGGUGUUUAAUGGAUUGAUGUAAAAACUGGAGCUCUGAAUCUGUGUUUAAAGUGUAAACAUGCAUUAACGUAUAAGAUGUCACACUCAAAACGUAUGAAUCAAGACAAA
Molecule: messenger RNA, 952 nt
Organism: Eleginops maclovinus (Patagonian blennie)
Lineage: Eukaryota; Metazoa; Chordata; Actinopteri; Perciformes; Eleginopidae
Gene: szl
Product: sizzled
Exons: 4
Coding region: 1-861 (286 amino acids)
Biological process (GO): canonical Wnt signaling pathway; non-canonical Wnt signaling pathway
Molecular function (GO): Wnt-protein binding
Source: RefSeq, a predicted model, not a curated record